This is a messenger RNA of Triplophysa dalaica, 2904 nucleotides long. RefSeq names its product solute carrier family 6 member 1, like (gene slc6a1l). Lineage: Eukaryota; Metazoa; Chordata; Actinopteri; Cypriniformes; Nemacheilidae. Gene Ontology annotation, molecular function: gamma-aminobutyric acid:sodium:chloride symporter activity. Gene Ontology annotation, cellular component: plasma membrane. Gene Ontology annotation, biological process: neurotransmitter transport; sodium ion transmembrane transport. The record is from RefSeq and is a predicted model, not a curated record. Bases 420 to 2219 code for a protein of 599 amino acids. The transcript is spliced from 15 exons.
UCGACUCAUGUUUGGUAGCCUAAGGCUUUCAGUGUGGUAAAGAGAUAAUUUUGACAAACUACAGGUCGAAGUUUAUUAACUACAGCUCAAUACCAGGCACCAGAUCAACAAGGCAUCGGGGGCCCUGCAGAUACAAAGAGAAAAAAAGGGAAAAUCUUUGCCAUUGCCGGGACCUUGGGUCAGUUUCUUUUGGUUUUGUUGUGAAUGAAGGCACAGGGUGGCUAGCACAGACUAGUCAUUUAGAUUUAUUCUGGAUUCAUGAGUAUAACCUUCAAUUUACCUGCCUGCACAAGAUCCAGGAGAUCCAAUUUCUCAAAGCUGAACUUUUGGCUAAACCAGAACUGGAUGCUUUAUCCUAAUAAAACAGUGCUGGACUGAUUUGGAUUAUUGUCAGACUGUUGUGUGACAGUGUUCACAUAAUGGGAAAGACCGGUAAGAGCACGGUGGACCUCAACUCUCCUUCGGAUGUGAAGCAGGCAGUCCCAUUUGAAGACCUAGAUCUAAACAAUGUUUCUGUGGAGACGGAGAAGGAUGACAAACUUCCAGACAGAGGAUCCUGGAAGGGCAAAUUUGACUUCCUGUUGUCCUGCGUUGGAUAUGCUAUUGGAUUAGGAAACGUUUGGAGGUUCCCAUAUCUGUGUGGAAAGAAUGGUGGAGGAGCAUUUCUGAUUCCAUACUUCACCACUCUGGUGUUUGCUGGCAUUCCAUUGUUUCUGCUGGAGACGGCAUUAGGACAGUACACUUCAGUAGGGGGGUUAGGGGUAUGGAAGUUAAUACCUAUGAUGAAAGGUGUCGGUCUGGCUUCUGUGGUUUUGUCUUUCUGGCUGAACAUCUACUACAUCGUCAUUAUCGCCUGGGCUUUAUAUUACCUCUUCAGCUCUUUCAAAGCUGAGUUGCCAUGGCAAACUUGUGAUAACUCUUGGAACACUGAGCGCUGCUUUUCCAACUACAGUCUUCUGGACACCACCAACCUGACCAGUGCAGUAAAUGAGUUUUGGGAGAGAAACAUGCAUCAGAUAACAAAUGGUUUGGAUGAACCGGGGGAAUUGCGCUGGCCAUUGGUAGGAACGCUGGCAUUGUCCUGGAUUCUUGUAUAUUUCUCAAUCUGGAAAGGUGUAGAAUGGACCGGGAAGGUGGUGUAUUUCUCUGCUACUUAUCCUUAUUUCAUGCUCUUCAUUCUGUUCUUCCGCGGGGUCACUCUUCCUGGGGCUAAAGAUGGCGUCCUGUUCUACAUCACCCCUGACUUUAACAAGCUUUUAAAAUCAGAGGUGUGGUUGGAUGCCGCCACGCAGAUUUUCUUUUCGUAUGGUCUAGGUUUAGGGUCUCUUAUUGCUCUGGGCAGCUACAACCCCUACAACAAUAACGUUUAUAAAGAUUCUAUCAUUGUGUGCUGUAUAAAUUCCUGCACCAGCAUGUUUGCUGGGAUCGUCAUAUUUUCCAUUGUGGGCUUCAUGUCGUACGUCACAAAGAGACCCAUUGAAGAACUGGCUGCCUCAGGUCCAGGUCUGGCGUUUUUAGCCUAUCCGCAGGCUGUUACCCAACUGCCCAUGUCUUCACUCUGGGCUAUACUCUUUUUUUCAAUGCUCAUGAUGCUUGGGCUGGACAGUCAGUUUUGUACAGUUGAGGGGUUCAUAACUGCUCUGAUGGAUGAAUAUCCCACAGUCCUGAGGAAGAGAAAGAAACUCUUUAUUCUUAUUGUUUGUUUAAUAUCCUUCAUUAUCGGCUUCUCCAACAUAACACAGGGUGGCUUGUACGUGUUCAAAUUGUUUGACUACUACUCAGCAAGUGGAAUGUGUCUCCUGUUCCUGGUUUUCUUUGAGACAAUCUCAAUUUCCUGGUUUUAUGGGGCAGAUAAAUUCUAUGGAAAUAUAGAAGACAUGAUUGGUUAUCGGCCUUGUGGCUUUUGGAAACUCUGCUGGGUUUACUUUACCCCGAUAAUCUGCUUGGGUGUAUUCACGUUCAGCGCCAUUGAAAUGACUCCUUUGACGCUGGGGAAGUAUGUGUACCCUGCUUGGGGUCAGGGCAUUGGGUGGCUCAUGUCUAUGUCCUCUAUGAUUCUUGUACCUGGAUAUGUCAUCUAUAUUUUCUUCACCACCAAAGGCAGCAUCAAGCAGCGUUGGCACAAAAUGACCAGACCUACUGAGCUCAAAACCCAAGACAUCAAUGAUCUCACGCAACAACCCCUACAGACAGGAAGUAUGGGUGAAGCGUCUGUCUGAUAUAAUUUCCUGUUUCCUGUACAAUGGGCAGGAAAGACAGUGACCUGUGGUGAAAUCAGUAUUCCGUUCCAUCUGACUGUUCUUGUUGGAAACCACUUGCUUGUCACUGUUAUCCUGCGUUAAGUCUCCACCCCUCUUUAAAGUUGGCUUGAGCCUCACGUAAAAUGUAUUCCUGGAGAAAGGGAUUUUGUUUACCGUCUAAACUGUUUGUUUUUUUACCUCUCAUGGGGCAUGUGUAUAUUAAUCUGUUUCGGCACAGUGUAAUUAUAGUCAUUUUAAAUGAAUGAUCUUAAUUUGUAAAUAUUCUGAAGAUCUUGUUGUAAAUAGAUCAUGUUAGCAUUCAUUUUACAUGUCAUAUGUGUAACAUACACUGUAAUACACUAUUCAAAGUAUAUCCCAUAUUUAGAAAAGGCUCUCUGGAUAAAAACGCAAAUGGCUUUGGAAGUUAGAUGUGACAUGUAGUACCUUAUAAAACAUGAUUUCCUAAUCAAUGUGACCAACAUGUUUCUUUUUAAAAGUAAUUGGUCUUUCCACACUGAAAGAGAAAAUGCUGUGCAACACAUGAUAUACAACAUAUAUGAUUUUCAUUAUGUGUAUAUGUGGGCCCUGAUCUUUUUUUUCUGGGCGGGGCUUUUAGGACUCAAAACAGAAAUCUAUUAUGUGGAUUACAAAAUUUUAAAUAUUG